GCCGGUGUCAGCUGAUUUACCGCAGCAGCAACGGCGGUGGCACCUUGCAACCCAGGCAGGGUGAGGGCGGCCGCCGGGGCGUGCGGUUCCCCGGGUUCGCCCACCCGGACUUGCGGGUCGCCUGGGUCCUCCUCGGGUACGCACGGCCUUUGCCUUUGCGGGGGCGCCCACAGCAUCUUCUACAGACAUGAUUAUCGCCUGAGGUGAAGCCUUGACAGGUUUGAAAACGCAAUGGCAGGAAACAGUCUGGUUUUGCCCAUUGUUCUUUGGGGCCGGAAAGCACCUACUCAUUGUAUUUCAUCAAUACUGUUAACAGAUGAUGGUGGCACAAUUGUAACUGGCUGCCAUGAUGGACAGAUAUGUCUCUGGGAUCUUUCAGUAGACUUGGAAGUUAAUCCCCGAGCACUGCUAUUUGGUCACACAGCAUCGAUCACUUGUUUGUCAAAAGCUUGUGCUUCUGGGGACAAACAGUAUACUGUGAGCGCGUCUGCAAAUGGAGAGAUGUGCCUCUGGGACGUGAAUGAUGGCAGAUGUAUUGAAUUUACAAAAUUAGCCUGCACCCAUACUGGCAUACAGUUCUACCAAUUCUCUGUUGGAAAUCAGCAAGAAGGAAGGCUUUUAUGCCAUGGACAUUACCCUGAAAUCCUCGUUGUGGACGCUACUAGCCUUGAGGUGUUGUAUUCUUUAGUAUCAAAGAUAUCACCAGACUGGAUUAGCUCCAUGAGUAUUAUCCGCUCUCACCGGACACAAGAGGACACUGUGGUAGCACUCUCUGUGACAGGCAUCCUGAAGGUGUGGAUUGUCACCUCUGAAACUGGUGGAAUGCAGGAUACUGAGCCAAUAUUUGAGGAGGAAUCAAAACCAAUUUAUUGUCAGAAUUGCCAAAGCAUCUCUUUUUGUGCAUUCACACAGAGGUCACUUUUGGUUGUAUGCUCCAAAUAUUGGAGGGUAUUCGAUGCUGGAGACUACUCCCUGUUAUGUUCAGGUCCUAGUGAAAAUGGACAGACGUGGACUGGAGGGGACUUUGUAUCUGCAGACAAAGUCAUCAUUUGGACUGAAAAUGGACAGAGUUACAUUUACAAACUCCCUGCCAGUUGCCUUCCAGCUAGUGAUUCAUUCCGCAGUGAUGUGGGAAAAGCAGUUGAAAAUUUAAUUCCUCCUGUGCAACAUAGCAUCUUGGAUCAAAAAGAUAAAGAGUUGGUCAUUUGUCCUCCUGUUACUCGGUUCUUCUAUGGAUGCAAGGAGUAUUUGCAUAAGCUAUUAAUUCAGGGCGAUUCUUCUGGAAGGUUAAAUAUUUGGAACAUAUCAGACAUAGCUGAUAAACAGGAAGGCGAUGAAGGGCUAAAAAUGACAACUUGUAUUAGUUUGCAAGAGGCAUUUGACAAACUGAGGCCUUGUCCUGCUGGAAUCAUAGAUCAGUUAAGUGUGAUUCCCAAUAGCAAUGAACCUCUUAAGGUGACUGCGAGCGUCUAUAUACCAGCACACGGACGACUUGUUUGUGGCCGGGAAGAUGGAAGCAUAAUUAUUGUACCUGCCACCCAGACGGCUAUUGUUCAGCUACUGCAAGGAGAACACAUGCUCAGAAGAGGUUGGCCCCCUCACAGAACGCUCCGUGGCCAUCGGAGCAAAGUCACAUGUUUGCUGUACCCUCAUCAGGUCUCAACUCGCUACGACCAAAGAUACCUGAUAUCUGGAGGUGUGGAUUUUUCCGUCAUAAUUUGGGACAUAUUUUCUGGAGAAAUGAAACAUAUCUUCUGUGUUCAUGGUGGUGAGAUCACACAACUUCUGGUCCCACCUGAAAACUGUAGCGCAAGAGUUCAACAUUGCAUCUGUUCUGUAGCCAGUGACCACUCAGUAGGACUUCUAAGUUUGCGGGAGAAAAAAUGCAUCAUGUUGGCGUCUCGCCACCUGUUUCCUAUUCAGGUGAUCAAGUGGAGGCCUUCUGACGACUACCUGGUGGUGGGAUGCACAGAUGGCUCUGUGUAUGUCUGGCAGAUGGACACUGGUGCGCUGGAUCGCUGUGCGAUGGGAAUAACAGCGGUGGAGAUACUGAACGCUUGCGAUGAGGCCGUUCCUGCUGCAGUAGACUCUCUUAGUCAUCCAGCAGUCAACCUGAAACAAGCCAUGACGAGACGUAGUCUUGCUGCCCUUAAAAAUAUGGCCCACCAUAAGCUGCAAACUCUUGCGACUAACCUCCUGGCUUCUGAGGCCUCUGACAAGGGGAAUUUACCUAAAUAUUCUCAUAACUCCCUGAUGGUUCAAGCAAUAAAGACAAACCUAACAGAUCCGGACAUCCAUGUGCUGUUCUUUGAUGUGGAAGCUUUGAUUAUUCAACUCCUGACUGAAGAAGCCUCUAGGCCGAAUACUGCACUUAUUUCCCCAGAGAAUUUGCAAAAAGCAUCUGGCAGUUCAGACAAAGGGGGCUCUUUUCUAACUGGGAAACGAGCAGCAGUUCUUUUCCAGCAAGUGAAGGAGACUAUCAAAGAGAACAUAAAGGAACACCUCCUCGAUGAGGAAGAGGAGGAUGAGGAGACGAUGAGGCAGAGAAGAGAAGACAGUGACCCUGAGUACCGGGCCAGCAAGUCCAAGCCGCUGACCUUACUAGAGUACAAUCUAACCAUGGAUACUGCAAAAUUAUUCAUGUCCUGUCUUCAUGCCUGGGGUCUGAAUGAGGUUCUGGAUGAAGUCUGUCUUGAUCGUCUCGGAAUGCUGAAACCGCACUGCACAGUGUCCUUCGGUCUCUUAUCGAGAGGAGGUCAUAUGUCGUUGAUGCUUCCUGGUUAUAAUCAGGCAGCUGGUAAACUCCUUCCUGGGAAAGCAGAAAUAGGGAGGAAGCUGCCAACAGCUGAGGGAGUAGGAAAGGGGACCUACACAGUGUCUCGUGCCGUCACCACUCAACAUCUGCUGUCCAUCAUAUCGCUGGCAAACACUUUAAUGAGUAUGACCAAUGCGACUUUCAUUGGUGAUCACAUGAAGAAGGGCCCGACCAGGCCACCUAGACCGGGCACCCCAGACCUUUCUAAGGCAAGGGGUUCCCCUCCAACUUCCAGUAAUAUUGUGCAAGGACAGAUUAAACAAGGAUGGAGCCAGUUAGCGGCCAUGCACUGUGUUAUGCUGCCUGACCUGCUGGGCCUGGAUAAAUUCAGGCCUCCUCUUCUGGAGAUGCUGGCUCGACGAUGGCAAGAUCGAUGCUUGGAGGUGAGAGAGGCUGCCCAGGCCCUGCUUCUGGCCGAGCUGAGAAGAAUUGAGCAGGCAGGACGAAAAGAAACUAUUGAUACCUGGGCUCCUUAUUUACCUCAAUAUAUGGACCAUGUCAUAUCACCUGGUGUCACCGCAGAAGCCAUUCAGACUAUGGCAGCAGCUCCAGAUACCUCAGGGCCUGAAGCCAAAGUCCAGGAAGAAGAGCAUGACCUCGUGGAUGAUGACAUCACAACUGGUUGCUUAUCGAGUGUCCCACAAAUGAAGAAAAUGUCCACCUCUUAUGAAGAAAGGCGGAAGCAGGCCACCGCUAUUGUCCUCCUGGGAGUGAUAGGCGCGGAAUUUGGAGCUGAAAUUGAACCACCGAAGCUGCUGACCAGACCUCGCAGCUCCAGUCAAAUUCCUGAAGGAUUUGGUUUGACCAGUGGAGGCUCCAACUACUCACUGGCCAGACAUACCUGUAAGGCACUGACAUUUCUUCUGCUGCAGCCACCGAGUCCCAAACUUCCUCCUCAUAGCACCAUCCGGAGAACCGCCAUUGACCUGAUUGGACGAGGGUUCACUGUGUGGGAGCCUUACAUGGAUGUGUCCGCUGUUCUGAUGGGGCUUCUGGAGCUGUGUGCAGACGCGGAGAAACAACUUGCCAACAUCACAAUGGGGCUGCCUCUGAGCCCUGCAGCUGACUCUGCCCGCUCUGCAAGGCAUGCCCUUUCUCUCAUUGCCACUGCCAGACCACCCGCCUUCAUCACCACCAUAGCUAAGGAGGUACACAGACACACGGCCCUUGCAGCAAAUACCCAGUCACAGCAGAGCAUACAUACAACAACCCUGGCAAGAGCUAAAGGGGAAAUCCUGAGAGUCAUUGAAAUUCUCAUUGAAAAAAUGCCUACAGACGUUGUGGACCUUCUUGUGGAGGUCAUGGACAUCAUCAUGUACUGUCUUGAAGGAUCUUUAGUUAAAAAGAAGGGUCUUCAGGAAUGCUUUCCAGCUAUCUGCAGGUUCUACAUGGUCAGCUAUUAUGAACGGAGUCACAGAAUUGCAGUUGGAGCACGCCAUGGCUCAGUGGCCCUGUAUGACAUCCGGACUGGAAAAUGUCAGACAAUCCAUGGGCACAAGGGACCAAUCACUGCAGUGUCCUUUGCUCCUGAUGGGCGUUAUCUUGCCACCUACUCAAACACUGACAGCCACAUUUCUUUCUGGCAGAUGAACACAUCACUCCUGGGAAGCAUUGGCAUGCUGAACUCAGCACCUCAGCUACGUUGCAUUAAGACCUACCAGGUCCCUCCAGUACAGCCAGCAUCCCCUGGCUCCCACAACGCCCUUCGGCUGGCCCGCCUCAUCUGGACUUCCAACCGGAAUGUUAUCCUUAUGGCCCAUGAUGGGAAGGAACAUCGCUUCAUGGUCUAACACUGCUGUCUGCUGCCUUGGCUGCCUGUUAAUUCUAUAUUGUCUAAGCCGAUGCUGCUCUGUCCUUACUCAUACUGGACUUUUGUAUGCUACCUGUGCCCUCCUCAAUGCCAUCCAGGGGCAUGGCCAGGUCUGUGUCACUUGUGCAUGCUUCUUGGGGACAGACUCUACAUGGGCAGCCUAUCGAUUUAAAGGCACACACACCACUCAACAGGAUGUGGCUAUUCUGUCACUAGGUGGGUUUUCCCUGCAGAGAUAGGAGGGGAGAGCUGGUGGUUCCUGGAGAUGCUCUUGUUGCUUGAUGUAACAAACGCCUGAAAAUCAAUAACCACUGUGAUUGCAUCCCAGCCCUGAUCCUCAUUGUCAGCCCUGGAAGCUCAGCCCUGACCUGGAUUCUGGGGCAAUGCAGAGUCCUCAUUAUUGAAAUUACUUCCCUUUGGAUUUCCCAAACUUACUGUUGUUUACCAAACCUCUUCCAUGUUUACAUUGAGUUUUUCCUACUAGCAGUUGAUAGGCAGUUACUCAAUUCCAUUUCCUGGAAUUCGGCCACUGCCUUCUCAGUAACACCAAUCCCUAUUUGAGAUUAAUAAGAAAAUAUGAAAAUACACAUGUAUUUUUUUCUUUUAGAAAAUAGUUUUCCAGAUAGCUAGCUUUCUAAAAUGCUCAUUUCCUGCUUAAAUGUUAGUAUAUUUCAUAGUUUAAAAUAUGGAUCAUCCCUACUCACCAUGUGGCGACCAUCGCUGACCUUCUAAGGGGACUCGCAACCAAGAACCAAGUUUGGAAGCAUAGCGUAUUUGUACAGUGGGGAGAGUCGCCUAUGUGUCACUAUAGAUUCCUCUGUUCAGAAAGGGCCUCCUC
This is a messenger RNA of Peromyscus eremicus (cactus mouse), 5463 nucleotides long. RefSeq names its product WD repeat domain 7 (gene Wdr7). The transcript is spliced from 27 exons. Gene Ontology annotation, molecular function: protein binding. The coding region runs from base 232 to 4605 and encodes 1457 amino acids. The record is from RefSeq and is a predicted model, not a curated record. Gene Ontology annotation, cellular component: cytoplasm. NCBI's taxonomy places the organism in Eukaryota, Metazoa, Chordata, Mammalia, Rodentia, Cricetidae.